UUCCCGCGGACGGGGCGAACUUAAAUGGCGCCCCAGUCUAUCGUGUUCCGCACGAAGCCACGGUGAAGUGGAAGAGAACGCCGGAGGAGGAGGGAGCGCAUAACUAGUUUGAUCUCCAACUCGGCACUUUUUACCUUAAAGUUGGCACCUUUGAUCGGUUUUCCGCUGCCUUGGAGUCGGACAUCAUCAUCGGUUUCAUUUGUGUGGGAUUUCGUCUGGGGAUUUUGCGGGAGGAUGGCGAACAUCGACAUCGAGGGGAUCCUGAAGGAGCUGCCAAGCGACGGGCGCGUGCCGAAGACGAAGAUCGUGUGCACGCUCGGGCCGGCGUCGAGGUCGGUGCCGAUGCUGGAGAAGCUGCUCAGGGCGGGCAUGAACGUCGCCAGGUUCAACUUCUCGCACGGGACACACGAGUACCACCAGGAGACCCUUGACAACCUCAGGGUCGCCAUGCACAACACCCAGAUCUUGUGCGCCGUCAUGCUCGAUACCAAGGGGCCUGAGAUUCGCACUGGCUUCCUGAAGGAUGGCAAACCUAUCCAACUUACAGAGGGUCAAGAAAUCACAAUUAGCACGGAUUACAGCAUCAAGGGCGAUGAGAACAUGAUUUCUAUGAGUUAUAAGAAGCUUCCUUUAGACUUGAAACCUGGGAACAGCAUCUUGUGUGCGGAUGGUACAAUAACCAUGACUGUGCUGUCAUGUGACCCAGGUGCUGGAACCGUGAGAUGCCGCUGUGAGAAUACUGCAAAGUUAGGUGAGAGGAAGAAUGUCAAUUUGCCUGGUGUUGUGGUGGAUCUCCCUACACUGACAGAGAAAGAUAAGGAAGACAUCCUAGGAUGGGGUGUUCCUAACAAUAUUGAUAUGAUUGCACUGUCGUUUGUCCGUAAAGGUUCAGAUCUUGUUACCGUUCGGAAGGUUCUAGGACCAAAUGCAAAAAGCAUAAAAUUAAUGUCAAAGGUUGAGAACCAGGAGGGUGUGAUUAAUUUCGAUGAUAUACUAAGGGAGACAGAUGCCUUCAUGGUUGCUCGAGGUGAUCUUGGGAUGGAGAUACCCGUCGAGAAAAUUUUCCUUGCUCAGAAGAUGAUGAUUUACAAAUGCAAUCUUGCUGGAAAACCUGUUGUCACAGCCACUCAAAUGCUCGAAUCCAUGAUCAAGUCCCCUCGCCCAACUCGUGCUGAGGCCACCGAUGUUGCCAAUGCUGUUCUAGAUGGCACGGACUGUGUCAUGCUCAGUGGUGAGAGUGCAGCCGGUGCAUACCCAGAGCUUGCAGUAAAAAUCAUGGCGCGGAUAUGCAUCGAGGCUGAGUCCUCCCUUGACUAUGAAGCCAUCUUUAAGGAGAUGAUUAGAUCUACUCCUCUUCCUAUGAGCCCAUUGGAGAGCCUUGCUUCAUCUGCAGUUCGCACAGCUAACAAAGCGAGAGCCACAUUGAUCGUCGUCCUGACUCGCGGUGGCACCACAGCCAAGUUGGUUGCCAAGUAUCGGCCUAGAGUUCCAAUCCUAUCAGUGGUGGUUCCAGUGCUGACAACCGAUUCAUUCGACUGGAGCGUCAGUGAUGAGGGCCCUGCAAGGCACAGCCUUAUCUAUAGGGGUCUUGUUCCCCUGCUGGCUGAGGGUUCUGCCAAGGCUACUGACUCGGAGUCGACGGAGAUGAUCUUGGAGGCAGCACUCAGGUCAGCAGUGGAGAAACGACUUUGCAAGCCAGGAGAUGCAGUUGUUGCACUGCACCGCAUUGGCGUUGCAUCUGUCAUAAAGAUCUGCAUCGUGAAAUGAUUUGCAAAUGUUAGAAAACUACUGCAACUUAUCCUGCUGAUGAUUUUGCUAUCAAUUUGCUGCCUUUAUGUGUUGUAGCAACAGCUUACAGGCAAGUUCUUACUUGUCAUAAUGAGUUGGGAAUUAGAGGGAUCCAUUUUACUUGAAGAGUUACAUCUUGUUUUAUGUAUUUUCAUGGAUUCCAUGCUUUUUAAGCAAUUAAAGAGGCAAUUAAUGAAGAUUGAAGUUUGUGAUUG
This is a messenger RNA of Musa acuminata subsp. malaccensis (wild Malaysian banana), 2003 nucleotides long. Its product is annotated as pyruvate kinase, cytosolic isozyme. Gene Ontology annotation, molecular function: potassium ion binding; pyruvate kinase activity; magnesium ion binding. Lineage: Eukaryota; Viridiplantae; Streptophyta; Magnoliopsida; Zingiberales; Musaceae. The record is from RefSeq and is a predicted model, not a curated record. Gene Ontology annotation, cellular component: cytoplasm. Gene Ontology annotation, biological process: glycolytic process.